This is a messenger RNA of Aspergillus sclerotioniger CBS 115572, 1362 nucleotides long. RefSeq lists its product as uncharacterized. NCBI's taxonomy places the organism in Eukaryota, Fungi, Ascomycota, Eurotiomycetes, Eurotiales, Aspergillaceae. The record is from RefSeq and is a predicted model, not a curated record. The transcript is spliced from 4 exons. Bases 31 to 954 code for a protein of 307 amino acids.
CACCACAACUACCCCAUAACCCCACUCAACAUGAACGAUAACCCCUCCUGGACAAACAUAUUCUUUUCCAACAACCCCCCCCCCGAUUUCAUCAACCAACUCAACAACGAAACCAACCCCCAACCAUCCCCAUUCAUCCCCGAAGACAGCAACUGGAAACUAGGACGCAAAGCAGACAAAGGCCGACAACCAGAUCCAACUCAAAUCCAAGUCCUCUGGCUCCGUAGCCACGGCCACAGAAAAUACAUCGCCAAAGUAUUCCCCGAAUACACCCCAAACCAAGCCAAAAUACAACUCCAACGUUUCAGAUUCCGCAAUUCCCAGAUACCCAAACUGAUCCCCGAUGCUUUGCACGAAUUCGAUAGAUUUCCCCGAGAAGCUAGGGCAUACACCCACAUUGACCGAUUCUGCCCUGACCACGAAAGAAUCUACUUUCCCAGCCACUACGGGGUUAUCACAAAUCUGGACAAAUCCAGAUUCUCCUCGGGAUAUCGCCAAGAACGAGCUAUUAUCCUCGAGGCUAUUAAACCGAAUGUCCGCUCUCGACGGAUCCUAGCUGAAUCGCCAGAGACACACUCUACCAGCUUUACGCACACCCUUGCAAAGCUACCACUAAGCCCAUUCGAAUACUCAUACUAUCUAUCUCUCUUCCACGACCGUCUCCAUCGUCUAAACGCUUUGCAUAAGCUGGGAAUCAUCCAUGGAGACAUACAAGAUUGGCAUUUCCGACUCCCGGAUGACUUUCAUGAUACAGUGUUGUAUGAUUUCUCUGAAGCGUACACUUUCACCCCCAAGUUACCCCUUCGGUUCCGUGAACCCAUAAUAUUGAGCCGUUUUGCAGAAGGUGAACGUCAAGGUGUUGAAUUACAUCUUGGAAAACGAGCAAAAGACAGAGAUCUACGUUCCUAUCUCAUUAAAUCAACCUCGGAACAGAUCAUAGACAAUACUAUCUGACAACCACUAGAUCGAGAAGAAGCCUUGCUCGAGUUAAUUAUAUUGAAGGUCUGGAAUCGUCCGGAUUAUUUCUCAACACCUACUUUAUCAUCCAUCUUCCCGUUUCUGGAGUACCUGGGCCGAAACUCCGACCCGGGGUGGUGUAUUCGUCGAGCGAGACUCUUGGAUCGAAAUGAGUUCGUUUGGGCCGUUUUCGAUGAUGAUGGAGAGCAUUCUGUAUCAAUUAUCUUUCAAGAUGAAUUGCAGUUUGAGACAGCAUGCAGAACUCGCUUUUUGCUUUGCUUGGUACCUAAGUCGUGGGGUGUGAAGGAUCAAGAGAAGCUUCAAUGUGUUUGUUGUUCUUUCGUGUCGUCUAGGCGCUCCGGGAGGAUUAUUGAGAGGGGUAAGUUUAUGGAGAUGGAGAUGGAG